Molecule: messenger RNA, 1218 nt
Organism: Meyerozyma guilliermondii ATCC 6260
Lineage: Eukaryota; Fungi; Ascomycota; Pichiomycetes; Serinales; Debaryomycetaceae
Exons: 1
Coding region: 1-1218 (405 amino acids)
Biological process (GO): fungal-type cell wall organization
Cellular component (GO): fungal-type cell wall; plasma membrane
Source: RefSeq, a predicted model, not a curated record
AUGCUUUUAAAAUAUUAUCUUGCCAUACUUUCACCGGCAAUCAGAGUCGUCUUAGGACAACCAGUAGACGAAGGUAACACCCUCGUUGAAGAUUAUGAUUGGCGCUUCGAAAGUCCCGUUGAUAUUUGCAACAGAACCAACCAUUUUAUUGCUAGUUUAGCAGACCUCAAAGAAUUGGCUCGCUGUUCGGUGGUGGCCGGAGACGUCUCGAUUGAAAACUUCAAGGACCCCAUUAUUCAUUUUGGAGAUAUCCAGAAGAUAUUGGGUUCGCUUUCGGUCAGAAAAUCGUCGUCGCUCGUUCGCAUGGAGGCACCUCUUUUGGAGAGCAUCAGCGGUAGUUUUGGCUUGAAACAACUCACUUCUUUGUCGUUGGUAUCGUUUCCCAAGCUUCUGAACUUGCAGUCCCUUGACUGGCAGGUAAUUCCCAUUUUGAGCAACAUCAAUUUUGCCGGCACACUUGAAGGGUUGAAAAGCAUCAAGAUUUCUGAUACGUCGUUAACAGCCAUCUCUGGUUUUAUAAGCAACGAGUUGAGUAUUUUCGACAUCAACAACAACCGCUUCUUGGAGCUGAUAAGUGCAAAUAUGGAAAAGGUGACUGAGUCUCUCCAUAUUUCCGCCAAUGCCAGAAAUGCGUUUGUGUCUUUGCCCCGGUUGAGUUUCGCUCAAAACAUGAGCAUCAACGAUGUUGAGCAGUUGAACUUGGCGGAGCUUGAGAGUGUUGGUGCUUCUGCCAGUCUCAUCAAUAAUCGGUUCAAAAGCUUGAAGCUUCCUAAACUUUCGAGUGUCAAGGGAACCUUGAGUCUUGUGAAAAACAACGAAUUGAGCCACACUGAUUUCGCUUCUCUUACAGACAUCGGAGGCGGUCUUCUCGUUGCAAACAAUACCCUUAUUGAGCACGUCAACUUUCUACCAAAACUCAAUGUCAUUGGAGGAGCUAUCGAGCUUGUGGGUAACUUUAAAGAUGCCAGCUUGAAACAAUUGCGUCUUGUCAAAGGAAGUGCCCGUGUGAAGUCUUUUGCUGCUGGUUUCGACUGUGCAAAAUGGAGCACCGCCGAGAUGUCUUCUGUUAUCAGAGGAGGAAAAAUUGAAUGUAGCAAUGCCAAGAAUGAAACGAUGGUUGCUGGUUAUUCUGUUCUGUCGGUGGUUUCUGAGGAUGUUGCCAAUGCUUCCAAGUUUGGUUUGGCCAUCUACCUUGUGGCACUUUGGGGAUUAUUCUAG